UCGACUGACAGGAAGUCACAGGACUCGGGGCCGAAGGAUUUGCUAGCUUCUUGUUCUGAUAAAGGAAAAUUGACCGCUAGGAAACAGUUAAAACUUUAUGGAGUGCCCAGAAGGUGACAAAGUAGUCAAUGCCACUUAUAACAUAACUGUAAAGGACUCUGCACAAGUGGCUAUAGGAAACAAUGCAUGUAUCAUCAAUUACUGCACUACUGAUAAGCCAAAUGAAAAAGCUGUCUGUUCCAUUCAAGUUUUUACAGAAAAAUUGAAAUCGUCAAUCAAAAAKCAGACUGACUUCCAACCAAGACUAAGAAAAGACAAGAAAGUAAAGACCGAUGAUAUCUUUACAAGUGUGACAAUCCAACGUGGUCCAAAACACCAGUCCCAAGCAGACGAGAGCCAUGGAAGCCGGAGCGCUAGCGAGGACCAAUUUCAAGGUACACAGAGUAGCACUUUCUUACAAAAGAGUUCAGAAAUUUUCAUAUUUCCGCAGAAAGACUUGUCAUCAACAGCUGUCAUGAACAAUGGCAACCCCAAAAAAAUUCUUACUGUUGAUAAACCAGGAAUUGGAAAAACACUCUUCUGUCAAAAACUUGUCAGAGAUUGGGCCCACGACCGAUUGUUCCAGAGAGACGAAUACCUCUCUGCACCGGAUUUCCAGUUUUGCUACCUACUGACAUUCCGUCAGUUAAGUCUCCUAGGAGACGAGACACUAAGUUUGCAGGAGAUUUUGAACCGUUCGUCAACAUUAGACGAGCAGUCAGUCAUCGACGAAGCCAUGUUUCACGACAUAAUGCAACACCCAGAGAAACUACUCCUAAUCAUCGAUGGGUACGAUGAGUACAAACAUCGCGAUGAAAUCACUGGAGACUUCGAAACGAAAUUCCCUAACGACCCUCAUCAAAAAAUGCCUGUUGCUGCCAUCGUUGCCAAGCUCUUGAAAGGCAAGAUGUUGCGAGAAUGCGUUGUCAUGGUGACUUCGCGACCUGGACAAGCGGAGAGACUCCUGGAAGAGAACGAUUUUGAGGCCAAAGUUGAAAUCUUAGGAUACUCUUCUCAACAGGUUGUUGAGUACGUCAAGAAGUUUUUCAAGGGACAUGAUGGUGUUAUGAAUGCUGUACUUGAACACAUCAAGACAAAUGGAAUCUUGGUAGGUUUUGCUCAUAUUCCUGUCGUCUGUUUCCUCAUGUGUUGUCUCUUGGAGUGGCACAUGAUUGGCUCUAACACCCGCCAUAAUCUGCCCAUCACUUUGACCGAUCUUUAUCACCAAGUGACCAUGAUGUUCAUCAAGAAACACCACACUCGCCUCAAGUACUCCAGAAGCAACGAAAGUGAUGCCAAAGAGAUACUGGAUAAACUGGCUGAGCUUGCCGUUAGCUUGUCUCAGGAAGAAAGAUUCAUCUUCGACGAGGAUGAYUUGAGGAAGAUGGACUUAAGCGACGAGGAAAUAACUAACUUGAAAGAGAGUGGUUUACUUGACUGUUGUCCCGGUGUUAGGAGUUCUCCAUUUGAUGACGUUCCGCUAGAGUAUUCCUUCACUCAUCUCACGAUACAAGAGUUCCUCGUAGCUCAUUGUUUGGUCAAGAGGAAAGAGAUCCCAGAAAAAGGCGGGAAAACUAGCGACGUCACGUUCCAGUUUAUGGCUGGCUUGCUGUCUAAGGAAAAAGACGAACUGCUGAUGGCAAAAGUUUUGGAGUGUGUGAAGCCGCUAAAUGAUAUGUAUGACCCCAAACGAGUGCUUAUUUUGAAAUGCUUACACGAAUAUAGAGACGUCGAACUAGCUAAACACACCAUCUGUGAUAUAUUUGAUAAGUAUUGUAAUUCUCGAGGGAUAUGUGUAUUUUAUGAAUUAACUGACAUAGACUGUGUUUCAGUCUCGUUUUUGCUCGAUGUCAUCAGCAUAUUGAGCGAAGAACGAGCUAGCAAUCCACCAACGUCGCCUACUGAAGAUCUGAAAGACUCAUUCACGCUUACCGCGUUUGGCCUUAUCAACUCAAAUCUAACAUCCUCUGGUGUGAAACAACUCUGUAGUUCGUUCUCUUCUCAGCGCUCUAUGUUUAGACUACAAUUCUGUAACUGUGAGCUAAACGACGAAUGUGUCAAGAUAGUUUGUGAGAUGUUACCGACUUCCAGAAUAACUGGACUUUACCUGCCUUCCAACCAUAUCACCGACGAAGGCGUUCAACACAUUUCUUCAGUAAUCCGACAAAAUAACGGAUUUCCAGAGUAUUUGAAUCUUGCCAAUAACAAGAUAACUGAGAAAUGCCAGGAUGAUCUUACAAGUCUUGUAAAACAGUACAGACCUGAUGCAGAAAUCAUUCUUUACGUGGGGUCACGAAAAAGACGCUAGUUGACCCUCUUUCUUAAUAAAUCAAUAAGUGAACUUUGGUUAGAGAGAGUCUAACCGUAUCUUAACGACUCUGCGGAAUGGACGGAACCGCUGUUAUCUUGCCCACAGCGUAGGUCUAUUAUCAUGUUUUAGAGCAACUUAGGCAGCAGCUUCUACUCAGAUAUUUUGAAUACGACCUCCCGUAUACAAUAACAAAUCCAGCCAACCGGGAGGUCCCCUUUAUUCCAGGCACCCAGCCAAUGAAGGCCUGGGAGCAUUGAAAGUGAAGAAAAUGGGCGUAAUUGGGCUGGGGGGAUGGGGGUGGGGAAUGCUUAGAUUUGAAAACCAUCCAUUAGCCUAUAGCAAGAGAAAAUGAACUAAGAGAAGGAAUCCCCGUGUUCCAUCAUGUGCACACUUUGAUGCUAUUUUUAGAAUCAUUGAUGCUAUUUUUAACUCGUUACCAUGCCCGCGCGAUAAUCAU
This is a messenger RNA of Actinia tenebrosa (Australian red waratah sea anemone), 2807 nucleotides long. Its product is annotated as protein NLRC5. Gene Ontology annotation, cellular component: cytoplasm. The record is from RefSeq and is a predicted model, not a curated record. NCBI's taxonomy places the organism in Eukaryota, Metazoa, Cnidaria, Anthozoa, Actiniaria, Actiniidae.